UGAAUAGGGGCAGCAUGGCGCCGCCCGGCCUCUUACGCUGCUGGCUGGGGCAGAGUCGGGCCAUGAGCCGGUGCGUCUGGGAGCCCCGGCCCCCGGGGAAGCGGUGGCUGGUGGCUGGCCUGGGCAACCCCGGCCUGCCUGGGACGCGGCACAGCGUGGGCAUGGCGGUGCUGGGGCAGCUGGCGCGGCGCCUGGGCGUGGCGGAGAGCUGGGCGCGCGACCCGCGCUGCGCCGCCGACCUCGCCCUGGCGCCGCUUGGGGACGCCCAGCUGGUGCUGCUGAGGCCGCGGCGGCUCAUGAACUGCAACGGGCGCAGCGUGGCCCGGGCCGCCGAGUUGUUCGGGCUCACCGCUGACGAGGUCUACCUGGUGCACGAUGAGCUGGACAAGCCUCUGGGGAAACUGGCCCUCAAGCUGGGCGGCAGCGCCAGGGGCCAUAAUGGAGUCCGCUCUUGCAUCAGCUGCCUCAACUCCAGUGCCAUGCCAAGGCUGCGGGUGGGCAUCGGGCGCCCCGCAAACGCCGACGCCGUGCAGGCCCACGUGCUGGGCAGGUUCUCCCCAGCCGAGCAGGAGCUGCUCCCUCUGCUGCUGGACCGGGCCACCGACCUGCUCCUGGACCACAUCCGAGAGCGGAGCCAGGGACCCGCACUCGGCCCGUGACGCCACAGCCACAGCGGCCUGCCCGGCACCGGCGCCCAUGACCCAGCCCAGGCCACAGAGCUGCCAGGCCCGCUGCGCU
Molecule: messenger RNA, 738 nt
Organism: Lepus europaeus (European hare)
Lineage: Eukaryota; Metazoa; Chordata; Mammalia; Lagomorpha; Leporidae
Gene: PTRH1
Product: peptidyl-tRNA hydrolase 1 homolog
Exons: 5
Coding region: 15-659 (214 amino acids)
Molecular function (GO): peptidyl-tRNA hydrolase activity
Source: RefSeq, a predicted model, not a curated record